AUGGAUUUUCUUAUUAUUUUUCUUUUACUUUUUAUUGGAACUUCAGAGACACAGGUUGAUGUUUCCAAUGCUAUUCCUGGUACAAGGUACGAUAUAACCAUCUCUUCAGUUUCUGCUACAACAUACGGUGCACCUGUUAGCAGAACAGUGGUAACAAAUGUAACGAUACCAGGGCCUCCAGUCUUCCUAGCAGGGGAAAGAGUUGGAUCUGCUGGCAUUCUUCUCUCUUGGAAUACACCACCUAACCCAAAUGGAAGGAUUGUAUCUUACGUUGUUAAAUAUAAGGAAGUUUGUCCAUGGAUGCAAACAGUGUAUACACAAGCUAGAACAAAGCCAGACAGUCUGGAAGUUCUUCUUACCAACCUUAAUCCUGGAACAACAUAUGAAAUCAAGGUUGCUGCUGAAAAUAGUGCUGGCGUUGGAAUAUUUAGUGACGCAUUUCUUUUUCAAACUGCAGAAAGUGCUCCAGGAAAAGUUGUGAAUCUCACAGUUGAGGCCUUCAAUUAUUCAGCAGUAAACCUGAGUUGGUAUUUACCUCAUCAACCAAAUGGAAAAAUUACUAGCUUCAAGAUUAGUGUGAAGCAUGCCAGAAGUGGAAUAGUAGUAAAAGAUGUCACAAUCAGAGUAGAAGACAUUUUGACUGGGAAGUUGCCUGAGUGUAAUGAAAAUAGUGAAUCUUUUUUAUGGAGUACAACCAGCCCUUCUCCAACCCUUAGUAGAGUUACGUCUCCAUCACGUACCACGUAUUCAUCGAGCACAUUGACACGGAGUACGACAAGCUCUGUGUGGAAAGAGCCUAUCAGUUUUCUAGUGACACAGUUAAGACCUUAUACAACAUAUCUUUUUGAAGUUUCAGCUGUCACAACUGAAGCAGGUUAUAUUGACAGUACAAUUGUCAGAACACCAGAAUCAGUGCCUGAAGGACCACCGCAAAACUGUGUAGCAGGCAACAUCACAGGAAAGUCUUUUUCAAUUUCAUGUGACCCACCAACUACAGUAACAGGAAAAUUUAGCUAUAGAGUUGAAUUAUAUGGACCAUCAGGCCGGGUUUUGGAUAAUAGCACAAAAGACCUGAAAUUUGUAUUCACUAACCUAACGCCGUUUACAAUGUAUGAUGUGUAUGUAGCAGCUGAAACCAGUGUGGGGAUUGGACCCAAGUCAAACCUUUCAAUAUUCACUCCUCCAGAUGUUCCAGGAGCAAUAUUUGAUUUACAACUUGCAGAAGUAGAAGCUACACAAAUAAGAAUUACUUGGAAGAAACCGCGACAGCCAAAUGGAAUCAUUAACCAAUACCGAGUGGAAGUGCUGGUUUCAGAAACAGGAGUAAUUUUGGAAAAUACUUUGCUCACAGGAGUAGAUGAGUAUGUAAAUGACCCCAUGGUUGCAGGAACUGUGAACAUAGUAGAACCAAUGACAGGAUUAUUAGAAGGUUCGGCAGAGAUGUCUUCUGACCUGCACUCAUUGGCUACACUUGUGUAUAACAACCUUCCAUAUAAUAACUUUCCUGAAAGGAUUAGAGCCGAAGACCAGCGUUCAACAGCUGUUACUAUGCGGAAUCAGUACAUCACUGACAUUGCUGCUGAACAGCUGUCUUACGUUAUCAGGAGACUUGUACCUUUCACUGAGCACAUGAUUAGUGUAUCUGCUUUCACCAUCAUGGGAGAAGGACCACCAACGGUUCUCAAUGUUAGGACACGUGAACAAGUGCCAAGCUCCAUCCAAAUUAUAAACUAUAAAAAUAUUAGUUCUUCAUCUAUUUUAUUAUAUUGGGAUCCUCCAGAAUAUCCCAAUGGAAAAAUAACUCAUUAUACAAUUUAUGCAAUGGAACUGGAUACAAACAGAGCGUUCCAGAUGACUACUAUAGAUAACAGCUUUCUCAUAACAGGGUUAAAGAAAUACACAAAAUACAAAAUGAGAGUGGCUGCUUCAACCCAUGUAGGAGAAAGUUCUUUGUCUGAAGAAAAUGACAUCUUUGUGACAACUCCAGAAGAUGAACCAGAAUCACCACCUCAAGAUGUUGAAAUAAUUGAUGUUACUGCAAGUGAAAUUCAGUUGAAGUGGUCACCACCUGAGAAACCCAAUGGGAUUGUUCUUGCUUAUGAAGUACUCUAUGAAAAUACAGAUACUUUAUUUAUAAAGAACACUUCAACUACAAACGUAAUUUUAAUGGAGUUAAAACCCUACACCCUCUAUAACAUUUCUGUAAGGUCGUAUACUAGAUUUGGUCACGGCAAUCAGUUAUCUUCUUUACUCUCUGUAAGGACUUCUGAGACUGUACCUGAUAGUGCACCAGAAAACAUUACCUACAAAAAUAUUUCUUCUGGAGAGAUCGAGCUAUCAUUUCUUCCUCCAAGUAGUCCCAAUGGAAUCAUACAAAAAUAUACAAUUUAUCUCAGGAGAAAUAAUGAAAAUGAGGAAAGAACUAUAAAUACAACCUCUUUGACCCAGAGAAUUAGAGGACUGAAGAAAUACACCAAAUAUAUGAUUGAGGUAUCUGCUAGUACCCUCAAAGGUGAAGGAGUUCGGAGUGCACCCAUAAGCGUACUGACUGAAGAAGAUGCUCCUGAUUCUCCCCCUCAAGACUUCUCUGUAAAACAGUUGUCUGGUGUCAUGGUGAAGUUGUCAUGGCAACCACCUCUGGAGCCAAAUGGAAUUAUCCUCUAUUACACAGUUUAUGUCUGGGAUAGAUCAACACUAAAAACUGUGAAUAUAACUGAAACAUCGUUAGAGUUUUCCGAUUUGGACUAUCAUGUUGAAUAUACCACCUAUGUAACAGCCAGCACCAGAUUCGGUGAUGGGAAAAUGAGAAGCAAUAUUAUUAACUUUCAAACACCUGAGGGAGCACCAAGUGAUCCUCCCAAAGACGUUCAUUACGCAAAUCUCAGUUCUUCAUCAGUAAUUCUUUUUUGGACACCUCCUUCAAAACCUAAUGGAAUUAUACAAUAUUACUCUGUUUAUUACAGAAAUACUUCAGGUACUUUCGUGCAGAAUUUUACACUCCAUGAAGUAACCAAUGACUUUGACAAAAUGACCGUAUCUGCAAUAAUAGAUAAACUGGCAAUAUUCAGCUACUAUACAUUUUGGGUAACAGCAAGUACUUCAGUUGGAAAUGGGAACAAAAGCAGUGACAUAGUUCAAGUGUACACAGAUCAAGACAUACCUGAAGGGCUUGUUGGAAACCUGACCUAUGAGUCCAUUUCGUCAACUGCAAUAUAUGUAAGCUGGGUCCCACCAUCUCAACCUAAUGGUCUAGUCUUCUACUAUGUUUCACUGAGUUUAACGCAGCAGGCUCCUCGUCACAUGAGAUCACCUCUAGUUACGUAUGAGAGAAGCGUAUAUUUUGAUAAUCGAAAAUACACUGAUUACAUACUAAAAAUCACUCCAUCAACAGAAAAGGGAUUCUCUGAUACCUAUACUGCCCAGCAACACAUCAAAACUGAAGAAGAUGUCCCAGAAACUUCACCAAUAAUCAACACUUUUAAAAACCUUUCCUCUACCUCAGUUCUCUUAUCCUGGGACCCCCCAGUAAAGCCAAAUGGUGCAGUAAUAAACUAUGAUUUAACAUUACAAGGACCAAAUGAAAAUUAUUCUUUUGUUACUUCUGAUAACUAUAUAAUAUUGGAAGAGCUUUCACCAUUUACAUUAUAUAGUUUUUUUGCUGCUGCAAGAACUAUAAAAGGACUCGGUCCUUCCAGUAUCUUUUUCUUUUACACAGAUGAGUCAGUGCCUUUAGCACCUCCUCAAAAUUUGACUUUAAUCAACUACACUUCAGACUCUGUAUGGCUGAAAUGGAGUCCAAGUCUUCUCCCAGGCGGUAUUGUUAAAGUAUAUAGUUUUAAAAUUCAUGAAAAUGAAACUGAUACUCUAUUUUAUAAGAAUAUUUCAGGUUUUGAAACUGAAACCAAGCUCGUUGGACUGGAACCAGUCAGCACCUAUUCCGUCAGCAUAUCUGCUUUUACCAAAGUUGGAAAUGGCAAUCAAUUUAGUAAUGUAGUAAAAUUCACAACCCAAGAAUCAGUUCCAGAUGUUGUACGGAAUGUGCAAUGUAUGGCAACUAGCUGGCAGUCAGUUUUACUGAAGUGGGAUCCACCUGAAAAGUCAAAUGGAAUAAUUACACAUUAUAUGAUAACAAUGGAAAAGAAUUCUACAAAAGUCUCUCCGCAAGAUCACAUGUAUACUUUCAUGAAACUCCUUGCCAAUACCUCAUAUGUUUUUAAAAUAAGAGCUUCAACCUCAGCAGGUGAAGGCGAUGAGAGCAUAUGCAACGUCAGCACACUACGUGAAACAGUUCCCAGUGUUCCCACAAAUAUUGCUUUUUCUAAUGUUCGGUCAACUAGUGCAACACUAACGUGGAUAAGACCUGAUACUAUCCUUGGCUACUUCCAAAAUUACAAGAUUAUUACUCAACUUCGUGCUCAAAAAUGCAGAGAAUGGCAAUCUGAAGAAUGUGUUGAAUAUCAAAAAAUUCAGUACCUUUAUGAAGCUGACGUAACUGAAGAGACAAUAUAUGGAUUAAAGAAAUUUAGGUGGUAUAGAUUCCAAGUGGCUGCCAGUACCAAUGCAGGCUAUGGCAAUGCUUCGAAUUGGAUUUCUACACAAACCUUGCCUGGCCCCCCAGAUGGUCCUCCUGAAAACGUUCAUGUAGUAGCAACAUCACCUUUUAGCAUCAACAUCAGCUGGAGUGAACCUGCAGCCAUUACUGGACCAACAUUCUAUCUGAUAGACAUCAAAUCGGUAGAUAGUGAUGAAUUUAAUAUCUCCUUCAUCAAGUCAAAUGAAGAAAAUAAAACCAUAGAAAUUAAAGAUUUAAAAAUAUUCACAAGGUAUUCCGUGGUGGUCACUGCAUUCACCGGAAACAUCAGUGCUGCGUAUGUAGAAGGAAAGUCGAGUGAUGAAGUGAUUGUUACCACUUUAGAAUCAGCUCCCAAUGACCCACCUAAUAACAUGACAUUUCAGAAGAUACCAGAUGAAGUUACAAAAUUUCAGCUGACAUUCCUUCCUCCAUCUCAACCUAAUGGAAACAUACAAGUAUAUCAAGCUUUGGUAUACCGAGAAGAUGAUCCUACUGCUGUCCAGGUUCACAACCUCAGUAUUAUCCAGAAAACUGACACAACCAUCAUUGCAGUGUUAGAGGGACUGAAAGGUGGACAUACAUACAAUAUCAGUGUUUAUGCGAUCAAUAGUGCUGGAGCAGGACCAAAGGUUCAGAUGAGAAUCACCAUGGAUAUUAAAGCUCCAGCACGACCAAAAACUAAACCAACCCCUAUUUAUGAUGCCACUGGAAAACUGCUUGUUACUUCAACAACAAUUACAAUCAGAAUGCCAGUAUGUUACUAUAAUGAUGAUCAUGGACCAAUCAAAAACGUACAAGUAUUAGUGGCAGAAACAGGAGCUCAGCAUGAUGGAAAUGUAACUAAGUGGUAUGAUGCAUAUUUUAAUAAACCAAGGCCAUAUUUUACAAAUGAAGGCUUUCCUAACCCUCCAUGUACAGAAGGAAAGACAAAGUUCAGUGGCAAUGAAGAAAUCUAUGUCAUUGGUUCUGAUAAUGCAUGUAUGAUUCCUGGCAAUGAAGACAAAACUUGCAAUGGCCCUCUGAAACCAAAGAAGCAAUACUUGUUUAAAUUUCGAGCCACAAAUGUCAUGGGACAAUUUACUGACUCUGAUUACUCUGAUCCUGUGAAGACUUUAGGUGAAGGACUUUCAGAAAGAACUGUAGAAAUCAUUCUUUCAGUCACUUUGUGUAUCCUUUCAAUAAUUCUUCUUGGAACAGCAAUUUUUGCAUUUGCCAGGAUUCGACAGAAGCAGAAAGAAGGUGGCACAUACUCUCCUCGGGAUGCAGAAAUUAUCGACACUAAAUUCAAGCUGGAUCAGUUCAUCACGGUGGCAGACCUGGAACUGAAGGACGAGAGAAUAACACGGUUACUUAGUUAUAGAAAAUCCAUCAAGCCAAUAAGCAAGAAAUCUUUCCUGCAACAUGUUGAAGAGCUUUGCACAAACAACAACUUAAAGUUCCAAGAAGAAUUUUCGGAAUUACCAAAAUUUCUUCAGGAUCUUUCCUCAACUGAUGCUGACCUACCCUGGAAUAGAGCAAAAAACCGCUUCCCAAACGUAAAACCGUAUAAUAAUAACAGAGUGAAACUGGCAGCUGAUACGAGUGUUCCAGGAUCCGACUAUAUUAAUGCCAGCUAUGUUUCUGGCUACUUAUGUCCAAAUGAAUUUAUUGCUACCCAAGGUCCAUUACCAGGAACAGUUGGGGAUUUUUGGAGAAUGGUGUGGGAAACCAGAGCAAAAACCUUGGUAAUGCUAACACAGUGUUUUGAAAAAGGACGGAUCAGAUGCCACCAGUACUGGCCAGAGGACAACAAACCAGUUACUGUCUUUGGAGAUAUAGUAAUUACAAAGCUAAUGGAGGAUGUUCAAAUAGAUUGGACCAUCAGGGAUCUAAAAGUUGAAAGGCAUGGGGAUUGCAUGACUGUUCGACAGUGUAACUUUACUGCUUGGCCUGAGCGUGGGGUUCCUGAAAACAGUACCCCUCUAAUUCACUUUGUGAAAUUGGUUCGAGCAAGCAGAGCACAUGACACCACACCUAUGAUUGUUCACUGCAGUGCUGGAGUUGGAAGAACUGGAGUUUUUAUUGCUCUUGAUCAUUUAACACAACAUAUAAACGACCAUGAUUUUGUUGACAUAUAUGGACUAGUAGCCGAACUAAGAAGUGAAAGAAUGUGCAUGGUACAGAACCUGGCACAGUAUAUCUUUUUACACCAGUGCAUUCUGGACCUGUUAUCAAGUAAAGGAAGUAAUCAGCCUAUCUGUUUUGUGAACUAUUCAGCACUUCAAAAGAUGGACUCCUUGGACGCCACGGAAGGUGAUGUUGAACUUGAAUGGGAAGAAACCACCAUGUGAAUAUUCAGACCAAAGAUUACAACUGGAAGAUAUUUUCAAAUCCCAGGGGCCAAAAUUACCCCCCCUCCCCGCCAUUCUUCCAAACUGAAAUUUGUAAGCUUAAAGAAAUCUCUAUGCUUACCUUACUGUGCCUUACUAAAUGUACCAACCAUUUUAUGGAUAGAUCUAAGAAAUAGCUAAUUCAGGAUAGGUAUUUGUUUUGUACGGAACAAAUAUUAUACAUUUAGAAUGUUUAAGAAAAGACAUCCCAAAGGUUUUGGAAGCCCUCCAUAUUUCUGAAA
This is a messenger RNA of Loxodonta africana (African savanna elephant), 7184 nucleotides long. RefSeq names its product protein tyrosine phosphatase receptor type Q (gene PTPRQ). NCBI's taxonomy places the organism in Eukaryota, Metazoa, Chordata, Mammalia, Proboscidea, Elephantidae. The record is from RefSeq and is a predicted model, not a curated record. Gene Ontology annotation, cellular component: signaling receptor complex. Gene Ontology annotation, molecular function: protein tyrosine phosphatase activity; protein binding. Gene Ontology annotation, biological process: peptidyl-tyrosine dephosphorylation involved in inactivation of protein kinase activity.